Molecule: messenger RNA, 2813 nt
Organism: Acomys russatus (golden spiny mouse)
Lineage: Eukaryota; Metazoa; Chordata; Mammalia; Rodentia; Muridae
Gene: Dcbld2
Product: discoidin, CUB and LCCL domain containing 2
Exons: 16
Coding region: 1-2310 (769 amino acids)
Source: RefSeq, a predicted model, not a curated record
AUGGCGAGCCGGGCGCCGCUGAGAGCCGCGCGCAGUCCGCAGGGUCCCCGAGGCCCGGCCGCGCCUGCCGCCACCGGCCGGGCCGCACUGCCCAGCGCCGACGGCUGUCCCCUCCCUCCUGGCCGCAACUCCUCCUCCAGGCCUCGGCUGCUGCUCCUGCUGCUCCUGCUGCUCCAAGACGCUGGAGCCCAGCAAGGUGAUGGCUGUGGACACACUGUAUUAGGCCCUGAGAGUGGAACCCUUGCAUCCAUCAACUACCCGCAUACCUAUCCUAACAGCACAGUAUGUGAGUGGGAGAUCCGAGUAAAGACAGGAGAAAGAAUUCGCAUCAAAUUUGGCGACUUUGACAUUGAAGAUUCUGAUUCUUGUCACCUUAAUUACCUGAAAAUCUAUAAUGGAAUUGGAGUCAGCAGAACAGAAAUAGGCAAAUACUGUGGUCUGCGAUUACAGAUGAAUCAGUCAAUUGAGUCCAAAGGCAGUGAGGUCACGGUGCUGUUCAUGAGUGGAAUCCAUGCUUCCGGACGAGGAUUCUUGGCUUCAUACUCAGUUAUAGACAAACAAGAUUUAAUCACUUGUUUGGAUACUGUUUCGAAUUUUUUGGAACCUGAGUUCAGUAAAUACUGCCCAGCUGGUUGUCUGCUCCCUUUUGCUGAAAUAUCUGGAACAAUUCCUCAUGGAUAUAGAGAUUCUUCGCCGUUGUGUAUGGCUGGAAUCCAUGCAGGAGUGGUGUCAAACGUGCUGGGUGGCCAAGUCAGCGUUGUGAUUAGCAAAGGCACCCCGUACUAUGACAGCUCCUUGGCUAACAACGUCACUUCCAUGGUGGGAUACUUAUCUGCGAGUCUGUUUACGUUUAAGACCAGUGGUUGCUAUGGAACUCUGGGGAUGGAGUCGGGCGUGAUUGCCGAUCCCCAGAUAACAGCAUCAUCUGUACUGGAGUGGACUGACCACAUGGGGCAGGAGAACAGCUGGAAACCAGAGAAGGCCAGGCUGAGAAAGCCUGGACCUCCAUGGGCUGCUUUUGCCACCGAUGAGCAUCAGUGGCUGCAAAUAGACCUGAAUAAGGAGAAGAAGAUAACAGGUAUUGUAACCACUGGAUCCACCAUGGUAGAGCACAAUUACUAUGUGUCUGCCUACAGAGUUCUGUAUAGCGAUGAUGGGCAGAAGUGGACUGUAUACAGAGAGCCUGGGGUGGAGCAGGACAAGAUAUUUCAAGGAAACAAAGAUUAUCACAAGGAUGUUCGUAAUAACUUUUUGCCACCAAUUAUUGCACGUUUCAUUAGAGUGAACCCUGUCCAGUGGCAACAGAAAAUUGCCAUGAAAGUGGAACUGCUCGGAUGUCAGUUUACUCUCAAAGGUCGUCUGCCAAAGCUUACUCAGCCGCCACCACCUCGGAACAGCAACAACCUCAAAAACACUACAACUCACCCCAAAAUAGGUCGUGCCCCUAAAUUUAAUCAAGCACUCCAACCACGAAGUAGGAAUGAACUUCCUGCACAGACAGCACAAACAACUGCUACUCCUGAUAUAAAAAAUACGACAGUAACUCCCAAUGUAACCAAAGAUGUCGCCCUGGCUGCUGUUCUUGUUCCUGUGUUGGUCAUGGCUCUCACCACACUUAUCCUCAUUUUGGUGUGUGCUUGGCAUUGGAGAAACAGGAAGAAAAAAACUGAAGGCACCUAUGAUUUACCCCGCUGGGACCGGGCAGGUUGGUGGAAAGGCGUGAAGCAGUUCCUCCCAGCCAAGUCAGUGGAACAUGAGGAGACACCAGUCCGCUACAGCAAUAGUGAAGUCAGUCACCUGAGUCCGAGGGAAGUCACCACAGUGCUGCAAGCUGAUUCUGCAGAGUACGCACAGCCCCUCGUGGGAGGAAUUGUUGGCACACUCCAUCAGAGAUCGACCUUUAAGCCUGAGGACGGGAAAGCAGCAGGCUAUGCGGACCUAGAUGCUUACAACUCUGCAGUGCAGGAGGUGUACCAUGCCUAUGCUGAACCGCUGCCCAUAACGGGCCCUGAGUAUGCAACCCCGAUCAUCUUGGACAUGUCGGGGCGCCCCACAGCCUCAGUUGGCCUGCCCUCCACAUCCACUUUCAGAACUGCAGGGACCCAACCUCCCGCUUCAGUGGGAACUUACAACACACUUCUCUCCAGGACUGACAGCUGCUCCUCGGGCCAGGCUCAGUACGACACCCCAAAAGGUGGGAAGCCAGCAGCUGCCCCAGAGGAACUGGUCUACCAGGUACCACAGAGCACCCAGGAAGUAUCAGGAGCAGGAAGGGAUGAGAAAUUUGAUGCUUUUAAAGAAAUCCUUUGAAGGUGGUGCUGCUUUUUUCUUUCUUUCUUUCUUUUUUUUUUUUACAAAGCAUCCAUUUAAAGCACAUGGCUUUUUAAUUCUUAGUGGUAGUAAUAGUAGAAUCGUAUCUGUCACUGAAGUGGCUUGGGGAAUGUGGUGACCCAGGUACAAGGAACUACUUAUCUUGCCAUCUUGCUUUAAAGGUGUUGCUGUGUGGCACAGUUACUGCUUGCCUGUUACAUUUCAAGCAUCCUGUUGGUUACUACUGUAAAACACUAUUUUUAAUACAGAAAAGGCUCCCUAUAAUGCACUUCAAAGAAACUGAAAAUCACUUAGUAUUUAUUACCAUGCUGCAGGUACACUAAUGAACUUGAGAUGGUUCUGUAAGCCUUGCUGGCAAUACUGCAUGGUACUGUUCUUGAAAUACCAAAUGGCUUGAAAUUUUCCCUUCGUGAAAGGUGGGUACUAUCACGCUUUCUUCCUCUUUGAAUCCUGCGUUACUGUCGGCAUUCUUUUUUUCCUCA